This is a messenger RNA of Asparagus officinalis (garden asparagus), 3369 nucleotides long. Its product is annotated as cellulose synthase-like protein D1. The record is from RefSeq and is a predicted model, not a curated record. Gene Ontology annotation, molecular function: cellulose synthase (UDP-forming) activity; mannan synthase activity. Gene Ontology annotation, cellular component: plasma membrane; trans-Golgi network. Lineage: Eukaryota; Viridiplantae; Streptophyta; Magnoliopsida; Asparagales; Asparagaceae. Gene Ontology annotation, biological process: plant-type primary cell wall biogenesis; cellulose biosynthetic process.
ACUGCAACCCAUAUGAAAAUUUUCUCUCAUGUUCGCAAUUCGUGCUUCUCCAUUCAAUCCUAUUCUUAACUCCUUUGCAUCCCAUGGAAUCAGCAAUUCUCAUGAAACAUGCAACAAAAAGUUAAAAGAAAAAAAAAGAAGAAGAAGAAAAACACUUUGUAAUACCUAGCUCAAAAAUUGUACGUACAAUUAGCUAGCCAGAUAGAAAGAAAACAAUGUCGACAUCCCCGAAGAAAACCCCGAUCAAGUUCGCCCGCCGAACACUAAGCGGCCGAAUCCAAAGCCUCUCUCGCGAAGACAUCGACCUCGGCCCUGACCUCACCUCCACCUCCUCCGGGGUCCAUGAUGACUACAACUACACCGUCCACAUGCCUCCGACCCCGGACAACCAGCCCUUCGUCGGAGGCCCCAAGCAGCGUGCGGGGCAUCGAGGAGGCGAUGAUGGCGGCAGCGGCGGAGGAGGAAGAGGGAAGCUCGACCGGAGGAUGUCGGUGAUAAAGACGAACAAAUCGAUGCUGAUGAGGAGCCAAACGGGGGAUUUCGAUCACACGAGGUUCUUGUUCGAGAAAAAUAAGGGGACGUAUGGGAUCGGGAAUGCUUACUGGCCGGCCGACGGAGGAGGGUACGAUGAUGAUGUUGUUGGAGGGAUGAGUAUGGAUGACUUCUUGGAUAAGCCCUGGAAGCCGCUGACAAGAAAAGUUCGGGUGCCACCGGGGAUUCUUAGCCCUUACAGGAUUCUGAUUUUCAUACGCUUGGUAGUCCUGGGCUGUUUCCUAACAUGGAGAAUCUGCAACCCAAACUGGGAUGCAAUGUGGCUCUGGGGCAUGUCCCUAGUGUGCGAGCUCUGGUUCGCCUUCUCCUGGCUCCUUGACAUUCUCCCCAAACUCAACCCCAUCAACCGAGCCACCGACCUUGACGCCCUCAAAGAGAAGUUCGAGUCCCCCUCGCCUUCCAACCCCGAUGGGCGAUCUGAUCUCCCUGGCAUGGACAUCUUCAUCUCCACAGCUGAUGCAGAGAAAGAGCCACCACUGACUACCGCGAACACUGUGCUCUCAAUUUUGGCGACUGAGUAUCCUGUUGAGAAGCUAGCAUUGUAUAUAUCGGAUGAUGGGGGGUCUAUGCUUACCUUUGAGGCGAUGGCUGAGGCUUCAUCGUUUGCAGAGAUCUGGGUGCCGUUCUGUCGAAAGCAUAAUAUUGAGCCCAGAAAUCCUGACAGUUAUUUUGCACUAAAGGGUGAUCCAACAAAGAACAAGAAGACGCCUGAUUUUGUCAAGGACCGAAGGUGGAUCAAGAGGGAAUACGACGAAUUCAAAGUGCGAAUCAACAACCUCCCAGAAAAAAUCAAGAAGAGAUGCAGUGAGAUCAACAAACGCGAGCAAAAACAGCAGAAAAAGCUUGCCAAAGAAAAGGGCGAAUCCAUCGACUCCAUAAAACUCGCAACAGCAACUUGGAUGGCGGAUGGCACUCACUGGCCUGGCACCUGGUACCAAUCCGCCCCUGACCACGCCAAAGGCGACCAUGCCGGAAUCAUUCAGGUCAUGAUCAAAACCCCCAGCCACGAACCUGUCUAUGGCAAUCCCGGCGACCACCCAUUCAUAGACAUCACCGGGAUUGACACUAGAAUCCCUAUGUUCGUCUACAUGUCUCGCGAGAAACGCCCUGGGUAUGAUCAUAAUAAAAAGGCAGGAGCAAUGAAUGCAUUGGUUCGUGCAUCAGCGAUACUCUCAAAUGGUCCUUUUAUACUUAACUUUGACUGCGAUCACUAUAUUAAUAAUUGUAUGGCGAUUCGGGAGGGGAUGUGUUUUAUGUUGGACAGAGGUGGGGAUCGAAUUUGCUACAUACAGUUUCCACAGAGGUUUGAAGGGAUUGAUCCUUCAGACCGCUAUGCGAAUCACAAUACCGUGUUCUUCGAUGGCAAUAUGCGUGCGCUCGAUGGCCUGCAAGGUCCGAUGUAUGUGGGUACAGGAUGUUUGUUCCGUCGAUAUGCCUUGUAUGGUUUCAAUCCGCCGCGUGCAAAUGAUUAUUAUGGUGCCAUUGGGCAAAUCAAGGUGCCAGCUGAGCCGAUCCCAGUGUUGGCACCAGUAACGGGGGAGGACAGUGAAGAAGGUGGCAGUGAGGCCAAUGAACGGGACAUGCACCCAGAUCUUAUCACUCCGAUGAAGUUUGGAAAUUCACCUAUGUUUCUGAAUUCGAUACCAGUUGCCGAGUUUCAGGGGCGGCCCCUGGCUGAUCAUCCUUCGGUGAAGCAUGGUCGACCGCCUGGUUCACUGCUUGCACCUAGGCCACCGCUUGAUGCAGCCACUGUUGCUGAGGCUGUCUCGGUCAUCUCAUGCUGGUAUGAAGACAAAACUGAAUGGGGUGACCGAGUAGGCUGGAUCUAUGGCUCAGUGACAGAGGACGUCGUAACAGGAUACCGGAUGCACAACCGUGGAUGGCGCUCCGUCUACUGUGUAACAAAACGCGACGCCUUCCGCGUCCUCAAAUUCCUCCAACGCAUCGCUUACCUCAAUGUUGGCAUUUAUCCUUUCACGUCAAUCCUACUCACCGUCUACUGCUUUCUACCCGCUCUAUGCCUCUUCUCCGAUCAAUUCAUUGUUCCUGGUCUCAACGUAACGUUCCUUGUAUUCCUACUCACUAUCACCAUCACUCUCGCACUUAUCUCCCUCUUAGAAGUGAAAUGGUCAGGGAUUGCACUCGAAGAGCUAUGGAGAAACGAGCAGUUUUGGGUCAUAGGAGGAACAUCAGCUCACCUUGCGGCGGUCCUUCAGGGCCUACUGAAAGUUAUUGCAGGGAUUGAGAUCUCAUUCACUCUUACAGCCAAAUCGGCAAACGAAGAUGAAGAAGACAUAUAUGCCGACCUGUAUGUGGUCAAAUGGACAAGCUUGUUCAUUAUGCCAUUGACGAUCAUUUCUGUCAAUUUCGUGGCGCUAGUUAUCGGGGCUGCACGGACGAUAUACAGUGAGAUACCGCAGUGGAGUAAGAUGCUAGGGAGUAGUUUCUUUAGUUUCUGGGUGUUAACACAUAUGUAUCCAUUUAUGAAAGGGUUGAUGGGGAGGAGAGGGAGGGCGCCGACGAUUCUUUGGGUUUGGGUUGGACUUAUUUCCAUCACGGUUUCUUUGCUUUGGGUGGCGGUCCGACCAACUGUAGGGACUUCCGUGUAGAAGAGAUCAAGAACAUAGGAAAAAUAAAAAUUAUACGGUUCCAUGUCUUUCUACUGUCUACACUGUGAAUAAACAAGAUGGAGAAUUAUGGCUGAAGGUUUCUGUGAUCUUUUGAUAGAUUUGCUGCAUAAUUUUGUAAGUACUUUAGACCAGUUAGAAACUGUAAGCAAUGAUAUAAUAAACUUUAGUUUGAAAACUUUUGGGGCUC